Molecule: messenger RNA, 2756 nt
Organism: Anneissia japonica
Lineage: Eukaryota; Metazoa; Echinodermata; Crinoidea; Comatulida; Comatulidae
Product: procollagen-lysine,2-oxoglutarate 5-dioxygenase 1-like
Exons: 19
Coding region: 55-2298 (747 amino acids)
Biological process (GO): peptidyl-lysine hydroxylation
Cellular component (GO): endoplasmic reticulum
Molecular function (GO): L-ascorbic acid binding; procollagen-lysine 5-dioxygenase activity; iron ion binding
Source: RefSeq, a predicted model, not a curated record
CUUCGAGGAGAAGUCUCAGAAACUUUACAGUACUUUCUUAAGAAUCCACGAAAAAUGGCUGGCGUAAAGGAAAGUUUAUGUCGAACUCUGAUAUGUGUAUUUAUUGUUAACUUAUCGAUUGUGCAGUUCACGAACUCAACAUCUACAGAAACAUUUGAAAAUUUUGUAAAUGAACAAAAAGUUGUCGUCUUUACUGUAGCAACCAAUGAAACAGAUGGAUUUUUGAGGUACUGGAAAUCAUGUCAUCAACAUGACAUCAAAGUUCAGGUCUUAGGGAUGCACAAGAAGUGGACAGGAGGGGAUAUCCAGUGGGGUCCUGGUGGAGGGCAAAAAAUCAAUUUAUUUAUAGAAGCUCUAAAAAAGUACAAAGAUGAGUCGGACACUAUUAUUCUAUUCACUGACAGUUAUGAUGUAAUAUUUGUGGCAGGAUUAAAAGAAAUAAUUCGUAAAUUCAAGGAUCUAGAUAGUAAUGUUGUAUUUGGGGCUGAAAACUUGAUCUGGCCAGAUAAGUCACUUAGGCAUGUUUACCCAAAAGUUGAAGGUUACAGAUUUUUAAACUCUGGUCUUAUUAUUGGCUAUGCGGACUAUAUAUGGAAAUCACUGACGUAUAAAUCUAUUGUUGAUGCUGGAGAUGAUCAGCUGUUCUUCACAAAGUUGUAUUUAGAUGAAAAGUUAAGAAGCUCUUGGAAAAUAAAGUUGGACACUGAAGCGUAUAUUUUUCAAAAUCUCAAUGGAGCAACACAGGAUGUAAAAGUUAAAUUUUUGAAUGAUGCAAGUUACUUACACAAUGCCAAAUACAACACACUUCCAUCAGUCAUCCAUGGCAACGGACCUUCCAAGUUAGCUUUAAAUUUACUUGGAAAUUACCUCAACAAUCAUUGGACACUUGAGUCUGGAUGCAAGACUUGCGAUGAAAACACCUUUAGUUUACAUAAUGUGGAGGAAGAGGACUUGCCCCAGGUUCUGAUGGCUAUUUUCAUUGAGCAAGCAACUCCAUUCAUUGCUCAAUUCUUCGACGGCGUUCUUAGUCUUGAUUAUCCGAAGAACAAAAUUGACUUGUUUAUCCACAAUAAUGAAAUGUACCACUUUAACCAUGUUAAUAAUUUCACAAGAGAUUUUGCUCACCAGUAUGCAUCCCUGAAAUACAUUCAACCAGCCAUUGAGAUUACAGAAGGUGAAGCAAGACAAAAAGGAAUAGAAUACUGUGGUGCAAUAUCCUGUGACUAUUACCUGUCCAUUGAUAGUCCAAGUCAGAUUCAUAAUCCCAGGUUGAUAAAGAUUCUGAUUGAACAAAAUCGCACCGUUCUUGCGCCAAUGUUUACGAAGUAUGGCAGGCUGUGGUCAAACUUCUGGGGUGCCCUCAAUGAAGAUAACUACUACGCAAGAUCAGAGGAUUAUGUUUCCAUUGUGAGGAGACAACGACUGGGAGUGUUUAAUGUACCGUACAUAUCUAGCGUGUACAUAAUCCAUGGGCAUCUUCUCCGUGGGUCCAACGCUCCUUCUUUUAUUGAAGGUGACAAAGACUCAGAUAUGAACUUGUGCGCCAACAUGAGGAGUAGACGGGAACGUAGACUAUGUCUUUUGGGUAACCAAGGCGACAGCGAAGUGGAUUUUUGUUAUGACCUUAGAGAACGGGUAAUGCUAGAUUCCAACUCAGAGACAAGAAAAAAGCUUACAAUAAUCAGCAUCUGCUCAGAUUGGGAACGCUUAUACUUGAGACCGGAUUAUUGGGACGCUCUAAAGGAAGAUGCUGAAAUUGAAUCGCCAUGCCCUGAUGUUUACCGGUUUCCAUUGAUUUCGGAAUUGUAUGCUAAACAUAUGAUUGAAGAAUUGAAUGCGUAUGGCCAGUGGUCCAAUGGUGACAACAAAGAUCCACGAUUGGAUGGUGGCUAUGAAAACGUACCAACACGUGAUAUUCACAUGAAUCAGAUCGGCUUUGAAAAACAUUGGCUGUUUCUUGUUAAGAACUACGUAGCCCCCAUACAGGAACGCCUGUAUCCUGGAUAUUUUACAAAGGCUUUUGCUGUUAUGAAUUUUGUUGUGCGCUACAAACCAGAUGAGCAACCAUUUCUGCGACCUCACCAUGACUCUUCGACUUUUACCUUGAACGUUGCUCUUAAUCGUCGUGGCAUUGAUUAUGAGGGUGGUGGCUGUCGUUUUCUGAGGUACAAUUGCAGCGUGACAGACUCUGGAAUUGGUCAAACACUUAUACACCCUGGGCGCUUAACGCACUACCAUGAAGGACUUCUGACAACCAAAGGAAUUCGCUACAUCAUGGUCUCAUUUGUGGAUCCAUAAACAAGAAUUGCAAUUGUUAUAGACAUAAAGUGGUCCAUCGUACUUCCAACCACUUGGAAUUCAUAUUGUUCAAGUGUACAGUUUAAAUCAAUAACAUAUGUCCAAAAACAGUUCCACUUCCUACAGAUGUUUUAUUUGUCAUCUGUACAUUAUCUUGGCGAUAUUUUGUUCUUUUAUUUUUAUGCACUAUGCAAAUUACCAAAAAAGUCUCUAUGUGGUUAGCCAUCUUGAAAUGUAAAUAAAUAAACAUUGUAAGAUCAAGAAGUAGGCUUAAGAGAAAGAAAAAAAAACACUUAACAUUAUAACUUUCCAGCAGUUUAAUGCAUGGCUAGUAUGCAUCAUAAUUCUUAUUUUCUGAUCAAGUGAUACUGGUGUUUGGUCUAAUUCAAUUUGGUAGGUGAACUGUAAAAUCCAGUGGCGUAUCUACAGGGGGUGGGCGCGGGGGUGUUCCCCCCCCC